Messenger RNA from Durusdinium trenchii, 4177 nucleotides. Lineage: Eukaryota; Dinophyceae; Suessiales; Symbiodiniaceae. The record is from the annotation of a GenBank genome assembly.
CACGCAGCAACGCUGAGCUUGCACCACCCGCUCGCAGCUGGGGACCGGGACGCCCAGCUCGUGGUCUACCCACCUCCCCGCGCCAUGGCGGCGAAAGUCUCGAAUGAGAAGAUUGUGAACAAGAUGGAAGGCUUGGGUAAGAAGGCCGCCUCGAAGGCCCUCACCCUGGCAGCAAACAAGAAGCUGGGCCAUGGAAAGGCGCAGGCUUUGAAGAUGACCUUGUCCAUACUUCUUUAUACCGCCUCAAUCGUGGGCAUCAUCAUGCUUUUCCUUGCCAUGAGCCACGUGCCACCACUCAACGAAUUCGUCAGACAUCCACCUGGACCUGUGAAGCUGGGAUUGCGCCUCAAGGAUUGUGUGGUCGAUUUGCUCAUAGGUGAUGAAGAAGGUCUUCACAUUCAUCGGACCACUGCGGACCUUGAAGUGCCAGGGAACGUGGUUGUGACCGAUAUCUCUGCCUCCGAGUUCAUCAUUGGUUGUGCCGGGCCAUCCAAUGAAGAGGGCGACUUCGAGACCUUGCAAGUGGAGAUCGGCCCAGAUAUCGUCAUUGGCGCGGUUGAUGUCUCCUUCGAAAGCGAGGGAGGCGCUGUACGUGCGAAAGGCGUAGAGGUCCGUGACAAGUUCUCCGCGCGGGGACGAGUGGGCAUUGUGCAGCUGGAUGGCGACAACUCUUCGGAAGUCGAAAUUCAACUGGAUGUAGGAUAUGUUGGCCUCGUGAAUAGCCAGUUCGAGAGAGCAACACUUAUCUUUGGUGAAGAGGUUGAUGUGUACUUUUGGCAAUAUUCCUCACAGCAAGGCGUGCAGGUGACGAUCGACACCACUGAGAGUGAGAAUGCCACUGGUGGGCUGUGUGUUUCUGAUAACACCACUACUCCGGUGCUGUCACAGGAUGUGGAGGGUGAUGCUCACUUCACCCUGGGAGUGCCUCCUUAUAGGCACAUUAACGUGACACGGAAGAAUGGCAACAAUGCAAUGAUCUUCAGCCAUGGUGUGUGGAUUAGCGACCGAAAUUGCUUGAAUUCCUUUGACACCUUUGGCAGUGCGUUCAAUCCCGCACCAACUCUCGGGGAGGGCUUCAAAGAAUGGGCGAAGCAGGCUUAUGAUGCUGGCAUGGAGAUCAUGAACCUGUGGCUGGUGGGCGCUACGUUGGGGCAAGAUGCACAAUCCAUCGACUCAACAGGGUCGUGGGUCUUCACUACCACUGGCAGCGGCCUCAUUUGGUUUCCAAUGAGAAGUUGGAAGAUUUUCACCCUGGGCAUCAUGGAGCCCCGAGCUGUCCGUGGCAUGGCUCUCGUGCGGGACAAGACCUGCUUGUCCAACUACGCCAAGCUGGUGCAAGGCAAGCCUGGCUGUCGGCCAAGCCAGAUCUCAGAGCAAGCCGUCAUCAGCGAUCUCAAGCAGACUUCGGCCAUGGCAAUCAGAAAGAGCUUGCCUCUUCAGCUGAACCUCACCAACGCUCCGAACAGCCGAAUUUAUUAUGUCCAAGAUGUUCCCGUGCAAGCUUUUGGAUGGCCUUCCAUUGCUGAUGGUCGAGUCUCUAUCUUGGCCACCAAAACAGGCGGCUUUGUGAAGGAUGUCAUCUCCAACCGUGGCUACUUUCAUGGCUUUGUAGGAUACAUCUUCAUUUCUGCGUUGUUCUUCUUGCCGUUUGUUGGAGGGGCAUUUGCCUGUGCACUCGUCGUAAUGCUGUAUCGGAUGGAGAAGCGCCGCUACCUCCGGGCACGGGGCACGGAGAAGCCCAAGAAGCCGAAGAAGAGUGCCGAGGCUUGGGGCGAGAGCGACGUAGAGCUGGAUUCCAAGGAAGAACGACGGGCACGGAGCAAGAAGUCCAUUUACUCCCAGAAGUUCAGCGCGGACGUGGCCGAAGAAAUCCUGGAGUAUUUGGAUGCAGAGGCCAAGAGCAACCUCCUGCUGACCAUUGUACGCUGCUUGAUCCUCCGUUCACCUGCCGGGGGAAAAGAACUCUCAGUCAAGGAGCUGUGCGAGAUGGUGUUCGGGCAUUUCAUGGUGAUGCAGCUGUUGGUGGUGCCCUUUGUGUUGCUCUCAGUCUUGAUGUUGGAGAAUCUGGGUGCUGCCAGAGCUAUGUGUGGUCACAAUGCCUGGGUGGCGGGGAGAUGCAUCAACCGCAAGAUGAUUGAUUGGUCUACCGUUCUGAUUGUGCUGGCGGUUGUUAUCGAUAGCUUCUUCUUUCUGAACUCCAUUUUGGAGUACACCACACGCUACGCCUUGGAUAUGCUGGAAAGUACCGGAUCAGCUCCGAAGUGCUUCAAAAGGAUGAUGCACAUCCGAGCCAGCAAAUUCUACUCAAAGACGCUCUCGGCAGUCAUGGGCUUUGCCCUCUUUGUGUUUUGCGCUUACUUCAUUUUGGUAUGCUUGUUCAUUCUGCUGGGGACCCUCCUCCACCCGUCCCAGCUGGCUCCGGUUCUUUUGGCCAUUGGUGGCGCCGCGGUGGUCGGGCAGCAGAUCACCAUGAAGUUCAAAGAGAUGGUCGAGAAGGCCAAGAAAAUCGCCGCUGACCUGCUGAAGCAGGCUGAAGGCUUCUUGAAGGAUGGGGAGUCCAUGGUGAAGGGCGUGGCUGGUGAUGCGCUCAAGCAUUUGGACAAGAUCCCUGGUGGGAACAAAGUCUCUGGGAUGUUGGACAAGAUGCCGGAUCUCUCUGUGGAGCAACUGAUUGAGCAAGGCAAAGAACAGAUGAUCCAGGCUCUUGACAAGGUGGAGAACGUGGAGGAUGUGGCUCGGAUGUUGCACGGCCUGGCACAGAGUGCCUCUCAAAUGGUCCAGGGUGUGGCUGCACAAAACGUCGGUGACGUCUCCCGGAUGCUCACGACGCUGGGGCGUAGCAACAAGGGCGCCGCCGGGCAGAUGCUACAGGCAGCAUUGGUGAACCACCGCGAGAGCGCUUUGAAGAUGGUCCAAGAGAUGGCGGCACGUGAUCCCUCCAUGGCUGCAGGGAUUUUGACCUCCAUCCCAGGUGCUGACACUGUGAUGUCCAUGGUCGAAGAGCUCCCACCUGAAGUGCAGGGACCAUUGCGAGAGGCGCUGGGCUCUGCCUUUCCAAGCGGCCUGGACUCAGCUAUGGACUCAGAGAUGAAGGCCUCGCCUGGGCUCAGCUUGGACGAAGCCAACAUGACGGACAUCGUGGAGAAUCUGCAGGGCUUGGCGACCAGCAAUCCAGAUGCUGCCUCCCAACUGCUGCAGGCAGUGGUCGCAUCCUCCCCUGCCAGUGGGUCGGAGAUGAUGCAAAAAAUGGCUUCGAUGAGCCCUGCUAGCGCAGUGGCCAUGGUCAAGGGCCUAGCUGCCGGGAAUCCGACACAAGCCAUCCAACUCCUGGAAUUGUUGGCAGAUACGAAAGAAGCGGAGCAACUGCAAGACCUUCUCAAGGAUGCGGGGCUCCCGGUGAAUGCCGCACAGAUCCGGAUGGCCAAGGAGAUGUUGGAAAAACUGAUGCAAGGCAACUUCAAUCCAAUGGACGCUUUGAAGAGUGCAGUGGGACAAGAGCAGGAGAAGCUCGAAGUUGAAAUCGCCAUUGUUGAGGAUGUGCAGAAAGCUGUUGAUGAUAUGGGCACAACUGUUGACAAGGCUGAAGAGGAGAAGGAGGACUUUGAUGAGAAUAUCCUGAUGAUGCUAGGACCCCGUUUGUUUGGUGUAAGGAGCUUUCAGCAGCGUUCGGUUUGCUUCACUCUCGCGAUCAAUUGCUUGUUUGCUGUUGACUUGCCCCGAUGGGGGUGGAGAAAAAGGCAGCUCCCCAAUCGGCCAGGACUCUCCAAAGGUCAAUUGAUUUUGCUGAACAUUCAGGCGGUCUUGAUCUUCCUCUUUUGGGUGAGCUUCAUGUUGAUGGGCGCCUACCUUUUCCUCGGCAGCGAGGCCCUGCUGCCUCAGCUGGUGGCGAACGUCUCGGCGGUGGGUUCUGCUGUGACGAUGAUCCGCUCUAAGAGCAAUGAACUGAAAUCAGGUGAUUUGAAAGCCAUUCAGAGUACUAUGCAGGGUGCUGCCUCCAAACUACAAGAGAAGCCAGAGCUAGAGAAGAAGACGCAAUGAAGCGGGCUGUUUCUUCGCCCGGCGUUUUCGGGACCGAAGUGCGUCAUGAGAUCCCCGGUCCACCGGAGGAUCAGAUCGUUUCAGAUGUUUUUGGACUUGAAAAGGUUUGGAGAUUUGCUUUGUCGCGGACGGAACCGAC